Molecule: messenger RNA, 977 nt
Organism: Fusarium odoratissimum NRRL 54006
Lineage: Eukaryota; Fungi; Ascomycota; Sordariomycetes; Hypocreales; Nectriaceae
Exons: 1
Coding region: 486-860 (124 amino acids)
Source: RefSeq, a predicted model, not a curated record
GUUGAGCAGAUACCAAUACUCUUCUCCUCUGGAAGAAAAGUCUUUGCAAUAAGUGUAAAUAGGCCUGGAUAAUCCUCAGUCUUUAGUGCAAUUCAUCCGCAACAGCUCCCGUUCAAGCACCUGUUCACUGCUCAAACACAAAGUUCUCUGUGCUGAUAUAAGCUCUCAGCCACAAGUCUCAACUGCAAAUAACACAUCUACUACUCAAACACGUUCUAUCUUCAAUUUACAUUCAUCAGUCGCGAUGAAAUACGACAGCGCUAUUCUCGUUCUCGCCUACUCAACCCUGAUUUCUGCUGUAUCUUCCACUAUCUCGGGUGCCGAAGCUGUUUGUGGAGAUCUCGGAAUUCUUCAGGCCACCCCCGGAAGUCUCCCUGAUGGUGUAGAGCCCUCGGAUCUUCGCCUCUGCGCCGAUCAUCCCCUCGGCCGCAACCGCACCCUUGAUUCCGCCGAGGGAGCCUCUCUAGCCCCCUUCGAGGAAGGGGAUGUCCCUGAUACAACCCCAACGGGUGUUUCCAAGCUCUUCCAAAAGAGGCGCUGCUACUAAAAAGCACCGUACGGGUGUUCAGAAAAGUACUGCUGGAAGAGCUGCGGUGAGAAAGGGAGCGGCAAAUGGUGCUGGACCGCUACGGCCGGAGGGGUCGGGCCGUGGACCAGGUGCAAGUGGGAGGACUGCGGAACAAAUGGACUUCCAUAUGGCUGUGGAAAGAACUGUGUUCUGCCUGGUGUGUGUGGAUGUAGCUGUUAAAAGCUACGCGAGGGGUAUUAGCCAGAUGUGUUAUUUGCGGUUGAGACUUGUGGCUGAGAGCUUGAGUAUCCCAAGUGAUAAAAAAGCUAAGGUGGUAUUAGGAUAUCUUUAGGAUCAUUUAUGAUGAAAUUCGCUUGCUUAUGGUAUCUUGAGGGUAGUUUAUGAUAAAUCUAGCUUGCUGGUAUAUAUUUAGCAUAGUUUAUGAUGAACUUAGCUUGCUCUUUGACCA